Molecule: messenger RNA, 243 nt
Organism: Carlito syrichta (Philippine tarsier)
Lineage: Eukaryota; Metazoa; Chordata; Mammalia; Primates; Tarsiidae
Product: U6 snRNA-associated Sm-like protein LSm6
Exons: 2
Coding region: 1-243 (80 amino acids)
Biological process (GO): mRNA splicing, via spliceosome; maturation of SSU-rRNA
Cellular component (GO): P-body; U4/U6 x U5 tri-snRNP complex; sno(s)RNA-containing ribonucleoprotein complex
Molecular function (GO): RNA binding
Source: RefSeq, a predicted model, not a curated record
AUGAAUCUUCAGAAGCAAACUCCUAGUGACUUCUUAAUUCAAAUCAUCAGACAGGCAGUUGUGGUAAAAUUAAAUUCUGGAGUGGAGUAUCAAGGGGUCUCGGUUUGCCUGGAUGGGUACAUGAAUAUUGUCCUGGAGCACACAGAAAAAUAUGUGAAUGGCCAACAGAAGAAUAAGGAAGGAGAUGCAUUUAUCCAAGGAAACAAUGUGUUAUACAUCAGCACACAGAAGAGAAGGAUGUGA